Pectinophora gossypiella (pink bollworm) is the source of this 9721-nucleotide messenger RNA. RefSeq names its product unconventional myosin-IXAa-like. The coding region runs from base 825 to 6980 and encodes 2051 amino acids. Gene Ontology annotation, molecular function: ATP binding; protein binding; microfilament motor activity. The record is from RefSeq and is a predicted model, not a curated record. The transcript has 34 exons. Gene Ontology annotation, cellular component: myosin complex. NCBI's taxonomy places the organism in Eukaryota, Metazoa, Arthropoda, Insecta, Lepidoptera, Gelechiidae. Gene Ontology annotation, biological process: intracellular signal transduction.
UCACACACAAAUAAAAAUGGUGGUUCGAUAGUUAUUUCUUCGAAGAAAAUUAUUGUAAAUUGAAAUAAGUUUUAAUAUCAAUAGUUUUUCAAGAGAAAUAGAUAACAUUUUCAGCCACAGCGCGAGUGUAAAAAUAGUAUUGGUGCGGUUACGUGGUUCGCUAGCGAGAGUUAUGUUUGACAAAUAACAGGUUGUUGGAGACACCGAUUUCGCUGCAGUUUUGUAUAGUUUAUGUGUUAUUUUUACAUAUAAUGAUUUUGUUUACUAGUUAUUUUCAUGUACACACCAAAGUGCAUAUGUAAAGUAGGACAGUGAAGGAAGAAACAGCGGGAACUUCAUCAAACGUCUAAGAUAAAGCAAGCUUGGUGACUUCUAUUCAAUCAGCAUGUGACCCAAAUCGGAGAUUUCUCUUCUUUGUAUUUGUUGGAAGGCUCAUAGUUAUACUUUGGAGUACCAAUUGCAUCAAGGAAGACGCUGAUGGCUAUCGUAAACGGUGAAUACCUUGAUAGAUAAUGACAUUUCUUGAGCUUGUCAUGGUUGAGUACAACCUGUGCUUACGGGGGGUCAGGUGCAUAAUGCCCCGUCUCCACAUGUUCUAGUGUGAUACGACAAAGAUAUCAUCCUAUCUGAAAGGGUAUAAAUAGAAAGUAAUGUGAUGAAACAUUUUAGCAGAACAAAUUCAUUGGAAAGUGCAUAAAAUUUACAAGCUGCAAGUAUGUCUGUCUAUACUUCUCAAUGUAUGAUGCAAGUGAAGUUGAAGGCAACUCAAUCAGGCUAAACUAUCAGGAUAUCAGUUUAUGUGAGGAGUAGGACAAUGUCGCAGGAUGGCUCAUGCUGAGAAUCACAGAUACAUUGUGCAGGUGUUUGUGGGCGCACUGUCUGCCCAAUACGAGGCCCUGUCUGUUGAGGCCUCGAAGCAGACCAGUUCCGAUGAAAUAGUGUGCUGCAUCGCUGACAAACUCAACCUUAGUGAUGGAAAUGGAGGGCCUUAUGAACUGGCUGAGGUGGUGGGAGACAUGGUCAGCGGGGAGUGCAAGGAGCGGCGCCUGGGGCCCAAUGAGUCCCCCGUGGCCGUCAUGUUGCUCUGGCCCAACAACAACUCUGGCCAAUACUAUAGGUUCUACUUGCGCGAAAAGAUUCCAGACGAGCCAUGGAUGGAAAAUUUCUCGGUGGACCCUCAGCUGAUAAAGGACUACUUCCAGCGGUUUCUUUAUCAGCCGAAGGACCGGGAGUACCCGGAUCUGUGCCAGCUGCCGGAACUCAACGAGCAGACGCUGCUAGACAACCUCCGCGCGAGGUUUGGCGCCGGCUACAUCUACACAUACGUCGGCUCCAUAUUAAUAGCGCUCAACCCGUUCAAGUUCUAUCCGAUAUACAACCCUAAAUAUGUCAAGUUGUACCAGAACAAGAGGAUCGGCUCGAGCCUGCCCCCGCACAUCUUCGCCGUCGCCGACGCGGCGUAUCACUGCAUGCUGCGGGAGAGGACGAACCAAUGCAUCGUGAUCAGCGGCGAGAGCGGCUCCGGCAAGACGGAGAGCACCAACUUCCUGCUUCACCACCUGACGGCGCUCAGUCAGAAGGGCUCGCACGGCAGCGGUGUCGAGCAGACGAUACUAAGUGCCGGGCCAGUGUUAGAAGCGUUCGGAAACGCAAAAACGGCACACAAUAAUAAUUCGAGUCGUUUCGGGAAGUUUAUUCAAGUGAACUAUAAGGAAAAUGGGAUGGUUCAUGGUGCUGUGGUGCAAAAGUAUCUGUUGGAGAAGUCUAGAAUUUGCAGUCAGGGUCGGAACGAGAGGAACUAUCAUGUGUUUUAUUACUUGCUGGCGGGCGCGUCGGAGCAGGAGCGCGAGCAGCUGCACCUGCUGAGCGUGGACAAGUACCAGUACCUGUCGCGCGCCGGCGGUGGGGCCGUGCCCGGCGUCGACGAGCAGUACGAGUUCUCCCGCCUCAAGCAGUCCAUGGAGAUGGUCGGCUUCACCAUGGACAAGCAACGCCGGCUGUUCGCCGUCCUCUCCGCUGUCCUCCUUCUAGGCAAUGUGGAGUUCCAACCACAACGCAAGUCAUACCAUCACGACGAAGCGGUCGGAGUCCGCAACCCUGAGGUGGUGUCGCUAAUCUCGUCUUUAUUGCGAGUGAAACAAGAGACAUUACUCGCUGCACUCACCUCCAAGCGCGCCCGGGCUUCGGGAGAGACGCUUGUUAUUAACUACAGACUGCCUGAGGCCAUAGCGACUCGUGACGCGAUGGCGAAGUGUCUUUACGGCGCGCUGUUCGACUGGAUCGUGAUGCAGGUCAACCACGCUCUGUUGUCUAAGAAGGACACGCUGCGAGAGCACCAGGGACAUAGCAUAGGCGUGCUCGACAUAUUCGGCUUCGAAGACUUCGGCCCGAACAACAGCUUCGAGCAGUUAUGCAUAAACUACGCGAACGAACAUCUGCAGUACUAUUUCAACCAGCACGUGUUUAAAUAUGAGCAAGAGGAGUACAGGCGGGAGGGUAUCCGCUGGACUGACAUCGGGUUCUCAGACAACACGGGGUGUUUACAGCUCAUUGAGGGCAAGCCUGGGGGGCUUCUGUGUGUGCUCGACGACCAGUGCAAUUUCCCGUGGGCGACAAAUGAGACGUUACUUCAGAAGUUCAACUCGGUGCAUGAGGACAAUCCGUUCUACGAGAAACCAUCGCGACGGGAACCCGCGUUCGUAGUGCGACACUACGCCGGCCGGGUCAAAUAUCAGGUGACAGUGAUGCGGGAGAAGAACCUGGACCUGAUGCGGCAGGACAUCGUGAGCGUGUUGAAGAACUCGUCGCUGGCGUUCGUGCGCGAGCUGGUCGGCGUCGACCCCGUCGCCGUGUUCCGCUGGGCCAUCGUGCGGGCCUUCUUUAGGGGCUACUUCGCCUUUCUAGAAGCCGGCAGAAGACACCGCGUGCACCGAGUAGACGGCGCCUCGCGAAUCCCCCGCGCCUCCAUACACUGUCCUAACGACAGCAUUAUAAGCCAACUGGUGACAGUAUCGUCAAUCAAUCUCGCAAUCAACCGCAUUGCAUCGCCGCACAGAGUGGCGAGUAAAGCUCGGGAGACGCCUCGGACAAACGAUAGUAAGCAACGGCCUGAGACGCCUAGCUCGGCACGGUUGGCGGGGAAGGGGGGGAAAAACUACCGCAUCGCCGAGACGCGCACGCGGCGCCUGGAGCGCGAGCGGGACGAGCGCUUCGACGACACCGACGUCAUGCAGCGCGCCAGCCAGAUCGUCAUGAAGAACAAGUCGUUCAGGCCCCGGGAGCGCGCGAAGAAGGGCUUGAAGAACCUGCAGAGCGUGAAGACGUUAGCGGGGCGCACGGCCGCGCCCACCGGCAAGCGGAAACAACCGCUCACUGUCGCCGCGCAGUUCCAACACUCCCUCGCUCAACUUAUGGAGACGCUCAACCAGGCGAAUCCAUUCUUCAUCAGGUGCAUAAAAUCAAACAGCGACAAGAUACCCAAUGUAUUCGAUGAAGAAACAGUCCAGCGUCAGUUACGGUACACUGGAAUGUUGGAGACUGUUCGCAUUCGACAAGCGGGGUACAACGUGCGCCUGACGUACGAAGAGUUCAUACAGUUGUACCGCAUACUACUGCCGAAAGGACUGCUGUCCUCUCAAACAGAUGUUCGACACUUCCUCGCCACACUCAAUUUGGAUAGAGACAACUAUCAGCUCGGUGCAACAAAGAUCUUCAUGCGCGAGAGCGAGCAGACCAAGCUGGAGUACCGGCUGCACCAGCAGAUCAUGGCGUCCAUUAUCACCAUCCAGCGCUGGUUCCGCGCCGUGCUUGAGCGCCGUCGCUUCCUCGCGCUGCGCCGCGCCUCCAUCGUCAUACAGUCCUACUGCAGGCAAUGGCUGGUAGCAAGACAAGAAGCAGCAGUAAAAGUGCAGGCGUGGUUUCGAGGCAGCCGCGUGCGACGGUGGUACACCCGACUUCGAGAAGGCAUCAUCGCCUUCCAAGCCGCGGCCAGAGGAUACAUACUCAGGAAAACCCUACCCGAGUUAAGAAGACGACUGCCACCUGUGAAGCUUAGAGAGCAUGACAGUAAGCCGCACGAGGGGGACGGGUACAAGCCACGCCCGCCCAGCAUCGAGCAGUUGAAGAAUAUUAUCGACAUACAACUGAACAUGCUUAUCCAAGAAGAGGCGGAGAAGACCCGACAACUGCGCGCUACACAGUCCCUGCCUAUUGCCAGCAUCGAGAAGAAGCGCGAAAACAUAAUACUAGAGAGUUCGGCCGCACAGACGUAUGGAAAGAGAAGAGUGAGCAAGACGCAAAACAUCACAGAACUACCAUUGAAGCAGGCUAGUAGCAAUGUAAUCCACCAAGAAGCGAGUGAAUCGUCACCAGACGAGAGCUGGAGCGUGAACACGUCCAAGUACCCGCAGACGGCGGUCGCGCUGCCCAACAAGAUCACGCCGGAAGACCUCGCCAACGAACUGCUGUGGCUGCGGAUAGACCAGAACUACCUUAUGGCUGAGAAGAAUAAGAUUCGGGAAGAAAGAGAGCUAGCGGAAUCAAUAGCGAGCAGUAGCGAGGAGUAUCUGCGACAGGUCGGCGACUGGACGUCCGCGGAUACCUCCGAGACCAACCGGACUGGCUCCAGGCGGGGCUCCCCGCAGGUGUACCAGCGCAGCCUGUCGUCCACGACGCUGGAGCCGGCGCGCGGCCUGCUCAGCUUGCCGCCCGUGAGGCGCGACCCGCGCUCCACGCACCUAACACCCGACUCCAACACUAAUAACACAGCGUGCGUGGCCCUGCAGCGCGCGGUGGAGCCGGCGCCGCGCGUGCCGCCCGCGCCGCCCGCGCGCUCCUCGCGCCGCUCGCCGCGCCGCGCCGCGCACGACCGCAGCGACCGCACUGACGCGCCCGCGCCGCCCGACCACCACGACAUCAAACGAGCGGCAUCGGAGCUCAUAGCCCCGCUGGAGGCGCUGCCCGCGCUGCCGCGCUCGGCGCCGGCGCCCGAGUCGCUGCGGCGCCGCAACUCCGACCCCGCGCCCGCGCCGCUCGAGCCGCGCGCGCCCGACCCGCGCUCCACCGACUACAUCGGCCAGACCGGCAACGGACUCUUCCGCAUCGCUGGACACAGAUUUCGCAAAGGCACAAGAUUCUCAAAGGACGACAAGUGCGUGUACUGCCACCAAGCGAUUGACGCGUUCAUCACUCAGGGCCAGCGCUGCAUCGACUGCAAGCAACUCUACCACACGAAGUGUAUUCAGAACAAGGGCGUGAUCACUAUGCCUUGCUCCAGCCCGGUCACCGUCGCCACGCGCGGGCGGCACAAGAACAGGAAGCGAAUCAUACUCAAAGACUCAGCGUUAAACCUCAUCCCGGACUCGAAAGGUCCAGUCAGCUCCAACUUCAGUUUGACCGGGACGUCCGAGUUCAUGGACCGUACGGACAAGAUCAUAUCCGACGCGACCGAGCUGCAAGCGAUGCAGAACUUCAUCACCAAGAAGAUUUAUCAGAUGGAAUCCACUGAGAACGAAAACCGAAAACAGUCAGAGGUGGACAGAGUAUUCAAGCACGCACUACGCGAGUUCAAAGACAACUUGGUGGCGACGUACAGCGUGGUCGAAACCCGAGGCUCUGCCCUUAAGUACAAGGACUUGAUCGGCAACUUUCUGCACGUGAUGGAGACUGUCUGCGCCAGAGAGGGAUCCACGCUCUCCAUCACAAUGGGGGUGAACGCCUUCCGCGGCUUCAUGGAUGAAUUCAUGAGCCAACACGAAACUGAUAAGGCACGAACGAAGAGGAAAAAGGAUAAGAAACGAAAGGUGGAUGACCCGAUCCAGUACAAGGGGCAUACGUUCAUCCUGUCGAUGAUCAACAUCCCGACGGAAUGUGAGAUCUGCAAGACGUUCUUCAUGUGGCCCAUCGAGCGCUCGCUCAUCUGCCAAACUUGCCGGCUCGCCUCGCACAAGAAGUGCUAUAUGAAGGUGACCACUCAAUGUCGGAAGGACAGUUCGACGCCUUCCGCGGCCAUAGUCGGAGUGCUGGACGCGGGCGGACGGGAGCAGUAUGGUGUUGUCAAGAGAGGAAAGGUGUUCGGAAUGCCUCUGGGCGAGCUGCCGACGGGUGAUAGCAACAUUCCGGUGGUGGUGGACCGGCUGAUCACCACCAUAGAGAUGACCGGACUCUACACGGAGGGACUUUACAGGAAGAGUGGGCUUAGUUCUAAGGUGCGCGAGCUGCGGCGGCUGCUGGACGAGCGGCCCGAGGAGGGCGUGGAGCGGCUGGACCUGUACGCGGUGCACGUGCGCGCCUCCGUGCUCAAGUCCUUCUUCCGCGAGCUGCCCGAGCCGCUGCUCACCUUCGACCUCUACGACGACUUCAUACUUGCCGCCGAGAUCUCCGACCCACAGGAGCGCGUCUCGACCAUAUUCACAAUACUGAAGAAACUACCCAAACCUAACUUCGAUCUAGUCGAGAGAUUGAUAUUCCACCUGGCGAGAGUGGCCCUAGGUGAAGAUCAUAACCGGAUGGGUCCAAACGCGCUGGCAAUCGUGUUUGCGCCGUGCAUCCUGCGCACACACAAGGUGCAGCCGGCGCAGGACUCGCUGCACGACAUCGCGCGCCAGACCGCCUGCCUCGAGGCGAUACUUGUCGACAAGAUGCGCACUGUUCGCGGCAUGCUGCAAGACAUAGCGACGCUAGAAAGCGCAUGCCACACGGCGACCACGCGGCUGUCGUCACUCCGCGCCACCAGCCACACCCCCCAGACAGAAGAACAGACACUCAAGAGCCACCUCGUCGUGCUGCAGAGAGAGAAGGCCGCGCUUACCUGCAACCUGCCCUCGCUCAUCAGAGCGACGUCAGACGACGACCUGCUGUCGACGACGGACCACGAUGGCGAAUUCGGCAGCACAGACGACCUAAGCGCCGGCGCCGCCUCCCUGCGCUCGCAGCGGCUGCUGCAGCGCCAACUAUCAUCAGAUGACCCCAUCAUGGUCUGAGCUGCCACAUCUACUAGACUUCUACUCCACGCCCCGAAUGGGUAGUGUCCCUGGUCAAAGAUAAAGGGACUUGGGAGUGAAAAAGUAGCAGUGAGAAUUUCAGCUAAAAAAGUAAUAUUGCUAUUUGCCAUUUGUUUUAUAUAACAUACAUAUUCUCAUGUGUACAAAUGUCAAAUAGAAAAAUUAUUUUGAAUAUGAAAUGUUGUAUGCCCCCAGGUUUAAUAAAUUAAAAACAUCUUAUUUCGUUAGAAGUUCGAUAUUCAUCACGUUUUUCUUUGACCUCAUAUCGUGCGUUUUAAACUUGACUUAGUACCUUAUUUGACUAGUUGGACACUGCCCUAAUGUCUCGAACUCCGGGAAAAUAACCCGAAAUAGAUAGUCUCCCGAUAGACCAUUGUCUUCCCGAUAGCGACGUAACCCUCUUGCCAUUUACGUACACAGCGAGGCCACACAUUUGAGAUUAAGUUACGACGAUACUAUUGUUACAUCAAGAUUAAACCUGAGCAGAGUAUAUUCUCAGUGCGGUUAUAUUAUAUUACUUAGUGUUAGUGAUGAGCUUAUUCCUGUAGAGUACUGAGAGUACGCCCCAGCCCCGAGGUCUCCGGGUGUGUCCAAAUACAUUGAUGUAUAUGAUAACUAUUUUUCGUACGUGGAUAUAUAUAACAUCUUUGAACUGACAUUAUAUUUUAUGAUAUAUUUUUCUCUUUGUAAAUAUGUAAAUCUUGUCUUAAUUGUGAUUUCAAAACUAGCAAUAUUCUUUCUUUAGAUUUUUAUCGGUUGAAUGUGUUCCAAGAUGCCUUUAGUUGGGUAAUGAAUUCGUUUAGGUGACUACGUGUCUAUUGUGAUGAUUUUAUUGGUUUUCGAGUAGAUAGUAAGCAUUUACAAUUAUAUUGGAGUCACUAAAUUGUUAAUGGUCAUUCCAAACGCAUUUUAUUUAAGGCCCUAUGAUGCGUUCAUUGUAUUUGUUAUGAUAAAAGUUUAAAUAAUGCAUUGAAAGCAUUAAUAGCAAAUCAAUUCAAAAAUAUUUAUCUGUUUCCUAAUUUUAAUUAUUCUAAAUUUAUACCUUCCGCUUACGGUGCAUGAGUGGUAUUUUCUGUUUUAUGUUUCGUUGUAUUUUUUUUUAUAUUUUAGGUCAAGACAUUCUCUAAACAUUUUAAGAACCAUGACAUAGAAUUUGUUCGCUCUCCGGUUGCCAUACAUUUUUAUAUAAAUGGAUAAAAACAAAUAUGUUUGCCAAUGUCUGUUUCCGUAAUUUUGCUUUCAAUUUCUAAAAGACUGUCUAUUGAUAAGCUAUUGAAUUUAUUGUUAAGUCACAAAUGUUUUACCCGCUUUAUAUUAGUUCGUAAUUAUUUACUAUCAGACAACGAAUAUCUCUGUGACAACUUUAAAUAUCUUUUAUGAAAUGAACCUCUAACCGUGCCUAUAGAGGUAUUUUAUAGCUCAAUUUUUUACGUACUCGGUUCAAUGUUUCUACAAUUUUAUGACAGCCACAGAAACUGUUGGAAUCUCACGGGGAAACCGUUUUCUAUGUAAUGUUACAAUAACCUACAACACUUUCUUAUAUGUAUAACAGUAAAAUGUCGUAUACAAGUUCCUUAUUAUUUUUAGCUACUUAUUGAAAGUGUGAUUGCGUAUGCUUCGUCGAGGUGCCGAACAAACAUUACGUAAAUGUAUUAGCUGUUGACUUCUCAUUGAUUGGGGUUGUGUCGCAGUAAUCUACUGUAUUUUCUGUGCCUUCAACUAGUUUGCUUUCAGCAGUCCACGUCUAUGAAAGUGUAGCUGUUACUGUUGUCUUUUACAUAUGUUAGAACCCUUGUAAUAUUAGUGUUGUUAGAGUCAAACAAUCAAAUAUUUAGGCCACGUAUUUCAAAGUGUUAUAGACGUUGUUUUGUAUAGUGGUCAUGUAAUGGUAUUGUAUCACUGUUUUAGGUCCCCAUCAAAAUCAUACUCAUAACUCGAUGUAAGUUUCUAUGUAAAUGAAUGUGCAAUGUGGCUACAUCUAGGUACAUAUUACCAACACUUUAGAAGUGUGUGUAGAUAAUGUUGCGAGUUCCAUAUAAGCAUUAUGUAAAUACCUUAGUUUUUAUGCAAUUUUAGCCAGUUACUUUUAUCUUAGGAACUGCUAACAUUUUACUUGAUUGUUUAAUUUCUACAAGUGCCUCUCGUAUUGAUUCGGUUUUACUGUACUUUCCACUGGUGCCUAUUAGGAAAUGGACCUGUUUUUAAUUUGAAUGAAAUUCAACUUUUCAUUAUUCAUUGUCUGUUGAUUUUGGAAAUUACAUACUUCCUAAGUUUUAAGCGUGUACUUAAAUUUUAUUCAGAAUUCAUUAAAUAGCUAUAUUUAUAUAUACGGUAUAGUUUGAGACAAUGUCAUAGAUUUACGAAAGUUGUGCUGUUAGCAUGUUGUUGUGGUGUGGUUACUAUUCUUGCUAGUUCUGGCGCUAUGAAAUUUUCGACAUGAUAUUACUUGGAUAUUUCUACAGCUGAACUUUGUUUAUCAACCUAUGUAGAUGUAUUUGCUAAGGACCAAUACUAUGCCGUUUACACAUUGUCAUUUUAUAAUCCUGUAUGUUAUUUGACUGUGAAGUUUGUCCUACAUGAUAAUCAUUAAUGAAUCUUGUAAUAUAAUAACAUGUAUAUUGUUCAACUUAUUUUUAGGGCUCCUAUAAUGUGUCAAUAUAAUGAAAUGUAACCAAAACUGUAUACAAACUAUAAAAAUAAACAAUUGCUGUGGAGUUGUA